AAUAUAAUUGUAAUGCAAAGGCAAGUGUAUCUAAUCACUUAACCAUAAUGACGCUGUUUCAGAGAACUGUUAGUAAAGGCAGCGCCGAAUACUUCUACUUGAAAGUGGCAAUAGAAUUUGUUGACUCAGGAAUCAGCACAGACAGUUUGACGUUCAAGUUAGUCGUGACAAAGGCUCUGAAAGAGUUAUUUGGUGAUGCUGGUGCUGCCAUUCCUGUGGAUGUUCUUGGUUUCUGGGACCAGACAAUGGAGGCCAUAUUACGGGUACCAGGAAGAUCCGUUGUGAAACUAUGGAGUGCCUUGACUCUUCUUAGUGAGUGUGGUGGAGAGGAAUGUGCCAUCAGAGUUAAGCAGGUAUCACCACAUCUGAUGUCAUUAGCUGUGAAUAGCAGACAGUUUUAUCAGAAUCUACCAAGCUGAUACCCUGAACAGGUAAAAUGCGUAAACCCUUCGUAUAAUAAAAAUAGUUCUUCUAUGGCGCAUUUCACAUUAAAGGUAUCAAUGCGCUUUACAUUAGUGCCCUGGUCAUUAGACCAAUAAAAUUCCUCAGCUUUCUCAGCUCCCUGGGGAGUAAACAGGCCUGGGCAACCACAGCGCUCCAAAGGCUUUGGCAAACACAAUACCGACCACUACCCUCGAAGGUACACAUUUAUACCCAGGGGUGAAGAGAAGCAAUACUAGUAAAGCAUCUUGCUCAAGGACACAAGUGCCAUGACCGGGAUUCAAACCCACACUCUGAUGACUUAACCACCAGAACUUGAAUUUGAUGCUCUAAACCACUCAGCCAUUACACCCUACAUCAUGUUAUUGAUGAGUACGUCAUUUAUUAUUUUACAAGACUCAAAAUUUAACUGGACCACCGACCCCCCCAGGCCAAUGAUUUUAGUGUCGUGCCAAUUAACUCACAACAGGACAAGUUCUGCGGUCUUGUGCUUUUCAAUUCAACAUUAUUUGUUUUGAUCAAAAGUUGAGCUUGAGUCUGAUAAACGUCUUUCAAUUAGUAUGUUGAGUGCCAAAAAGUACUCUCUCAUAACACAAAGGAGAUAAAUAUUCACAAAGUCCUUGUUCAAAUCAAAACAGUUCAUACUUAAUGUGUUCUGAUUUUGAAUCUGGUCUUUUCGGCUCUAUUUCCCUUUAAAAGGUAAACUUAUUGACCUUUUAAACAAACAAAUAAUGUAAGAAUAGACAAGUUUGCCAGAAAUAUACAAUGCUAACAACUUUACAAUAACAUGUUCAGCUAUUAGUCCAAGGAAAAUGUACUCCCAUCCAAAUACUGAUAACAGUCCAUGGUGUUUCACUUGACCGUGAUGUCUGUGGCUUUCACAGCUACAUGUAGCGACUUUUUUUCAGACUGUACUCUUUUCAAAUUCUUGUUUUCAAAUUGAUAAUGAGUUUCUCUGAUCUAGCACAUUAAAAAGACAUAAAAUUUACUGCUUUGAUUUUACAUUUAACUUAAUGUCUUUUGAACAAAAAUAAUGCUGUAUUGGCAAUUAUAUAUAAUAUUAAAUAACAACACAGCAACCUCUGGAACAGAUAAAAUAAACAUAUUUUAAAAUCAAUACUGAAAAUUGUUGUUUUACAACGUCAAGUCUUACAUCACACACCAAAAAUCAACAUGCCUAUACGGUUACCAAUAGAUAAGAACAAAAUGACUGCUUUAUGAGAUACCACUUAUGUCUCCAUACUGUUUUAGUAAAGAAAGUGACGGUAAUAACAUUGGAAAAUGGACUGCAGUUGCCCUUCAAAGGCCUUUUCAAACACAAUUUCAACCUCUUUCCUUACAGAUUCCCAAUGUAUGCUCUUGGUGAAGCACAUCUUGCUCAAGGACACAUUUUUCAUGACCGUGAUUCAAACCAGUACCCAGAUGACUUGACCACCAGAACUUGUGACCGGUGCACCAGACCACUUGGCCAUGACACUCGAUGUAAAAAAAAAAAAAA
Asterias rubens (European starfish) is the source of this 1939-nucleotide messenger RNA. Its product is annotated as ribonuclease P protein subunit p14-like. Gene Ontology annotation, biological process: tRNA 5'-leader removal. The coding region runs from base 48 to 419 and encodes 123 amino acids. The transcript is spliced from 4 exons. The record is from RefSeq and is a predicted model, not a curated record. Gene Ontology annotation, cellular component: ribonuclease P complex. Lineage: Eukaryota; Metazoa; Echinodermata; Asteroidea; Forcipulatida; Asteriidae.